AUUAAUGUUUUAUGGUUUUUAUGUCAAUAUUAUUUGUCAUUUUAUAAAGUUCUUAUAAUAAUUCGCAUUUAUCAAUUAAUUUAAAAAUAUGAUUGCAAGACGACAACGACGAAAGAGUGUGCAAAAUAGCGAUCCCGGCAAAAUUUUGGACCUGAUUAUGAGCUUAACUGAUGACAAGUGUGCACUACUACAAACCAAAAUAAACACAUACCUCAUCCAGGAAUGUGUAUCAGAGCAAGCACUACUUGUGGUGGUGAACAGGGAACACUCCGAUGCUUUCAUAGAAACCGUCGGCUCCUUGAUGUUGUUACGGAAGCGUAAGAUAUCUCUGUCUGAUAAAUUUAAACUUGUUAUGGAGUCAGUGGGUGAGCAGACAGAAUACUUGAGUAAUAUGGAAGAGGAUUUUAAAAGUAUCGUCGAACCUGUUUUAGAAUCGGAGAACCCUAAGAAGCGUGUGGUAAUGUUCCCUAUCCCUGACAACCCGUUCUCCCUCAUUGUGUGCAUCGUAUCGCCCACCAUACAGGAGGAUCGCGUCGGAGUCAUUAUAUACGAAGCCUUCUUAUUUUUCUGGCCGGUACUGAAGAAGUCGAUAAUGCUGGAGUACGAGCGCACGGUCAAGAACAAAUGCCAGCAAUUACUGCGCGUUGCUAGGAGAUUGUUUACUCAGGUAGAGAAGCUUCAAACGCUGCUGCAUAUGGCUAUGGAACAGGCCAAGAUGCUAAUGAGUGCCGAAUACUGCUCUGUUAUGCUCAUAGACCUCGACCAGAUGGACCUUGUUGAGAUUUACGACCCUAUGCAGCUACAAAUGACUAACACGGAGACGGUGAAAAGACGUUUCAAAAUGGACGUCGGUAUAGCAGGGACAGUCAUUAGCACGGGCAAUCUAGUCAACGUGAAGAAUCCAGAGAAACAUCCCAAGUUUAAUCCAGAAAUUGAUUCUUAUCCUGGAAUCACCUGCAGGUCCCUUCUAUGUUUCCCCAUCCGCGACCAGUCCGGUAUAAUCGGCGUGGGCAGCCUCUACAACAAGCUUGGCGACCCGUACUUCGACGCAAUGGACGAGGAGAUGGCUCUGGCGUUCAGCGUGUACUGCGGCGUCUGCAUCGUACACUCCAUGGUCUAUCAGAAGAUGCAGGAGGCUCACAUCCGCAACGCGCUCGCCAAUGAACUCGUCAUGUACCAUAUGAAGGUGGGUGAUAUGGAGGUGACCCGUCUCCUGGAGUGCACGGGCUUCCACAAGCACCCGCACUUCGCCAGUCUCAGCUUCAAUGUGCGCGCGUUGCCGCCGCGCGAGCUGCCCUGCUACGUGCUCAAGAUGUUCUCAGACCUCGGGCUGCAGAAGAAGUUCAGUCUAAAUGCGAUGAAACUAGCGAGGUUCGUCCUGCACGUAAAGAAGGGCUAUCGCGACGUGCCCUACCACAAUUGGAUGCACGCCUUCAAUGUCGCACAAUGGGCAUACGCUGCCCUCAUCAACUAUAAGCUGGUCUCCUCAGGGUAUCUUAAUGAUUUACAAGCACUCAUGUAUUUGAUAGCCUGUUUGGUUCACGACCUUGAUCAUCGCGGGACUACUAAUAGAUUUCAAAUAAUGGGGCGUGAGUAUCACAAAGUACUAUCAUAUCAUCGAAAUAAAAUACUUAUUGGUAGAAUAAGAAAAGAGGCAGCAGUUCUGACGGAGUUCUUCAAGCAAGGGGAGCUAGAGAAGAGCCGCGGGGAGCCGGCGCUGGCCUUCAUGGACCGCGACAAGUGCUUCAUUCCCGCGCUGCAGCAGGAGUUCCUCACCACCACUUGUAUGCCGCUUUAUAGUCUCCUUGCAAAGAUUAUACCAAAAGCUGAGGCUUGUACUACAGUAUUGGAAGGUCAUCUAAAGCAAUGGGAGGCCGCGUCAUACGUAUUUUCUGAGGUGCCUAUAUCCGCGGGUCUGUCAGUUUUACUGAGUCCGGAGCUAGACAACCUGAUAGAACAGAGUGUUAAGGAGCGGGAGGAGGAGCUGGCGGAGAAGGCCAGGAAGACAGAAGCUACUGACGAGGAUUAGAAAAAAGUUACAUAAUGUAACACAUUAACUACCACGGACUUUUUUGCGUGGACACUUUGGUCAUUUAAAAUCGUAGCAUUUAAUGGGUUAAUUAUAUUUUUUUCACAUUUAA
Molecule: messenger RNA, 2141 nt
Organism: Papilio polytes (common Mormon)
Lineage: Eukaryota; Metazoa; Arthropoda; Insecta; Lepidoptera; Papilionidae
Product: cGMP-dependent 3',5'-cyclic phosphodiesterase-like
Exons: 14
Coding region: 89-2029 (646 amino acids)
Biological process (GO): signal transduction
Molecular function (GO): protein binding; 3',5'-cyclic-nucleotide phosphodiesterase activity
Source: RefSeq, a predicted model, not a curated record